Messenger RNA from Pelmatolapia mariae (spotted tilapia), 2136 nucleotides. Its product is annotated as immunoglobulin superfamily DCC subclass member 3. Lineage: Eukaryota; Metazoa; Chordata; Actinopteri; Cichliformes; Cichlidae. Gene Ontology annotation, molecular function: protein binding. The transcript has 14 exons. Gene Ontology annotation, biological process: cell-cell adhesion. Bases 10 to 2136 code for a protein of 708 amino acids. The record is from RefSeq and is a predicted model, not a curated record.
GAGACCAAAAUGAAACUCGUAACCUUCCUCAGCUGGCUCACAGCCUUCUACAGUUUCAGCGGCUGCUGGGCCUCUGAGCUUUCUUUCUUGGUAGAACCCACGGACGUGAUUGCGGUGAGGGAUCGGCCACUCAUGCUGGACUGUCAGGUCCAGGGUGAGGAACCCAUCACAAUUACAUGGCGCAAGAACGGAGUGCCCGUACCCAGUACCCCACGGGUCCGAGUGCUAGAGAACGGCACGCUGCUAAUAAAGAGCUUCCAGAAACGCAGAGAGGGCAGCGAUGCAGACAUGGGCGAGUACGACUGCGCUGCACAGAACCGUUAUGGCCUGCUCGUCAGCCGCAAGGCCAAAGUCCACCUCGCAUCUCUUCCUAAGUUCCACACACACCCUGCAUCAAUGUCUGUGGACGAGGGAGGAGUCGCUCGAUUCCAGUGUCAGAUCAGUGGAGUACCUGAAGCCAGAAUCACAUGGGAGAAAGACCGAGUGCUGCUCAACACCACUGACAGCAGGUACACUCUCCUACCAAUGGGCAUCCUCCAGGUGACAGGUGUGAGAAAGGUGGAUGCAGGGGUUUUCCGCUGUGUUGCCACCAACAUCGCCAACACUCGUUACAGCCACGAAGCCACGCUCAAUGUUACUGGUGGGACUCCAAGAACCUACAAGGAGCCCGUGAUCCUGUCAGGACCUCAGAAUCUGACCAUCACGGUCCAUCAGACCGCCAUCUUGGAGUGUAUCGCCACAGGAAACCCAAGGCCCAUUGUUUCCUGGAGCAGGCUAGACGGGCGCUCCAUUGGGGUGGAGGGCAUCCAGGUUCUCGGGACAGGGAACCUGAUGAUCUCAGACGUAUCCCUGCAGCACUCUGGUGUGUAUGUGUGCGCUGCCAACCGGCCCGGCACCAGGAUGAGGCGCACUGCACUCGGACGCCUCGUGGUACAAGCUCCUCCUGAGUUCCUGCAGUGGCCACAGUCUGUGUCCAAACCAGCAGGGGGCAGUGCUGUGUUCACCUGUGUGGCCCAGGGUGUCCCUGAGCCUCAUCUCAUUUGGCUGAAGAACGGCAAGGUCCUGAUGCCUGGACACAACAUCAAGCUUACCAAUAACAACAGCACUCUGGCUUUGACCCGUAUCAGCUCAGAAGACGAGGCUAUCUACCAGUGCAUUGCCGAGAACAGUGCCGGUACCAACCAGGCCAGCGCCCGCCUGGCCGUGGCGCAGGGUAAAGAUCUGCCCGAUGCCCCACGAGGCUUCACGGCCAAAGCCCUGUCCACGCACGGCCUGCAGAUCAGCUGGGACCAGCCGCCCACCAACGUCACUGAGAGCAUCAUCGGCUACGUGCUGCACAUCCGCAAGAUAGGAGAGGCUGACAGUCUGGAGCUGCAGGAAGCCAUCAGUAAAGGCAACUUUCAGCACGAUGUUACCAACCUGGAGCCAGCCACCACCUACUCUCUUUACCUGAAGGCCUACUCUCCCAUGGGAGCCAGUCAGCAGUCCCAUACUGUGACUGUGACUACAUUAGGGGGCGUGCCUGCUCCACCUACCUACUUCACCAAGGUGUUAAAUUCCAGCGCCGUACAGGUCCUCUGGGAACUUCCCACUAAGGCCGGUAUGGUCGAGGGCUUCAGGCUGUCGUACCGCAGAGUCCCCCACGCUGAGUACCAGAGCCCAAUUCAGCUGCCCUGCUACGUUAAUGCCCACACCAUGUCGAAGCUGGAACCGGGUGCAGUGUAUGAAAUCAAACUGGUUGCCUAUAAUGGGAACGGAGAGAGCGACUGCUCCAAGAGGCUGGUGUCACUCGCAGAGGAGGGCGUGAGAGACCAAAGCACCGGAGGAGACCGUCUAUGUCAGUGCAGGGACGGAGAGGCCUCGCUGGGCAGCAUUGUCAUCGGCAUCCAUAUCGGCACCGCCUGCAUCAUCUUCUGUGUUCUCUUCCUCAUGUUUGGAUACCGUCGCAAUCUGUUUUGCAGUAAAGGGACUCAGGACAGCUGGUCUCCAUCGAGGAUCCAACCAGUGCACACUGGCAUCCCUAAAGAUGGAGAAGCCCUCCCCAGAGGAGAAGCUCAGCAGGUGGUCUGUCCGGCACAAUGCCAGGUUAUCAUUGAUCAACAUUCGUCAGGUUUGCACGCCACAGGCACUGGCUAA